GUUGUACGUGAAGUGACUUGGUUUAUUCACCAAUGGUUGAUUCAAACUGACACAGCGUAUUUACCAAGAUGAUGAAAAGUAUUACACGAGAAGGGGAGUAGGGAGGGUCAGUGUUUGCUCUGAAGUGAUGGUGCGGUCUGCGUUUUUUACAGUCUCAUGCUUGGCUUAUCCUCGACUGUUCUGGCUGAUUUGAUAGGAUUACAAUGCAGGCUAUGUAGCCUAUUCAAAAGUUAACAACACGCGAGCUCAAUUAAGACUGGAACAUGUCUCUGGCAAAAAACAAUCGAUAUUCGGAAGAAAGGUCCAAAUGUGUUGCCAGAAUCUGGAAAGUGUUUCCUCAUGUUUUUCUCAUAGUUUCACUCAUUGGAUAUGCCGCAUUGGGCGCGAUAUUAUUCAACUAUGUCGAGGGGAACAGUGCGCCCACAGGAGAAGAGGAUUAUGAUAAUUUUUUAUGUGACAUAGUAAGGUUGAACAGGUCAGAUAAUUCGUCUUGUACUCGAGAAGAAGUGAAAACAGUAAAGAUGAAAAUCAAAGAAGAUUUUAAGUCUAUUUGGCUUCAGCAUCCCACCAGAUGGACAUUUUUUGGAUCCUUGUUCUUCUGUUGCACUGUUUUUACAACUGUUGGUUAUGGAGAGAUUUUUCCAGUGACAUUGGCUGGGAAAAUGGUAUGUAUCUUGUAUGCCAUGCUGGGAAUUCCCCUUAUGCUGCUGGUCAUCUCGGAUGUAGGGGACAUUCUCGCCGUGCUUCUCUACAAAGGAUAUCUCCGCCUGCACCGCCUCUGCAAGCUUCUCUACCGCACCUGGUCCCCAAGGCGGGCCCAGGGGAAAUCUGGGGACAUUUCUAUGCAGGAUGGUACCUACAUCUUCAACCAGGAGAUGGUGGUCCACGAGCCCAUGGACAUCCGGCACGUUCUUCACAGCCAGGCUGAUGUCAAGCGCAAGUCGAUCCAGCUGCGGAACAACACUGAGAUCUUCAAGCGCAUCAUCACCAGGGACAAACUGUCCAGAAAGGGGGCACUGAUGCGCAGCAUGUCUUGCCCCGAAUUGAACCGCAUGUCUCCUGUGCCCAAGGGCUUUGUCAUCUGGGAUUUCACAGGUAUAGGGGAGAGCAUGGAGCAUUUAGAUGUGCCUCUGGUCCUGAUCCUCAUUGUUGUGUUCACCUACAUUCUGUUCGGAGGCCUCAUCUUGCCCAGGUGGGAAACACAGAUAGGUCAGUUUGAUGCCUUUUACUUCUGCUUCAUUACGCUCACCACCAUUGGAUUUGGUGACAUUGUGCCCAACCACCCCAAGUACUUUAUGCUCACCUCCUUCUUCCUUAUUGUUGGAAUGGCUAUAAUGUCCAUGGCCUUCAAGCUGAGCCAGUUGCGUGUCAUUAGCUGCUAUCGCCGUUGCAUGCAUUGUAUCACAGGGGGAAAUGUGGAAAGCAAUGAGGAAGAGGAAAGUGAAUGAGCAGUAGAGGUCUCAACAUGGCCUGGGUGGCUUUGAAGUUCAAGGGCUUCCCCAUUUUGGGUUCAAGAUGGGUGUCAAAGGUUGACUGACUUGGGAUAUGGAAGCUUGGGGUGAAUCCAGAGCAUGAUGUUUGAGCCUACCCCAUUGUCAGUAGCAUGAUAAAAUGUACACGUCUGUGGCUUUACGGACUCUUUGAAUGGGGGCUCUAUCGCUCUUUUUUUUCUGUAUGUUCAAUCAAUGGCUCAAAAGCUGAGUUCAUCUCGACCUACUUGAUACUUGUAGUUUUGGCUGCAAUAGUCAAUCUAAGUUGGUUGGUUGGUCAGUUGAAAAUAACAUUCUUGUUUGACCUUUCCAUUUUGUUUUGAGUUUCGAUGUGUUCACAUCUUCCUAGAGCUUAAUUUCUGCUGUGCCUCACUUAUCUGGUUACUCUUGCAACCAACCCCUAACAAUAAAAAUGUUGACUUUAUUUGUCUACAAUUAAUUUAUUCUACUAAAUUCUUCCUCAAGGAUUGAUCAUUCUAAUAGGGAGUCAGAUGGCUGAGCGGUUAGGGAAUCGGGCUAGUAAUCAGAAGGUUGCCAGGUCGAUUCCCGGCCGUGCCAAAUGACGUUGUGUCCCUGGGCAAGGCACUUCACCCUACUUGCCUCGGGGGGGAAUGUCCCUGUACUUACUGUAAGUCGCUCUGGAUAAGAGCGUCUGCUAAAUGACUAAAUGUAAUAUUAAAUCUAAACAUCUAUAGCUUUGUGCCAAAAAUUGUGUUGUCACCUGAACUUAUAGCUUAUAUGCAUAUGCUCUUGCUUGCAGUUUGUUGCUUUCACAAUGCUGUUAAAACAGGUUCAAAUGUAUGUGUGACUUGUGAAUAUUUAAUUAAGAAGAACCUGAUGCCAUAAUUUAUAUCCUCACAUAUAGACAUAUUGCACUUACUAGUACAACUAUAUGUUUGUGUCAGCCAUUGAUGUCUUCUCCAGAGCCUGUGGCUCAGUAUAAAGCUUUCACUGAUACCCAACUGAUCCUCU
Osmerus eperlanus (European smelt) is the source of this 2462-nucleotide messenger RNA. It is a transcript of the gene kcnk18, whose product is annotated as potassium channel, subfamily K, member 18. The transcript is spliced from 3 exons. Gene Ontology annotation, biological process: potassium ion transmembrane transport; stabilization of membrane potential. The record is from RefSeq and is a predicted model, not a curated record. NCBI's taxonomy places the organism in Eukaryota, Metazoa, Chordata, Actinopteri, Osmeriformes, Osmeridae. Gene Ontology annotation, molecular function: outward rectifier potassium channel activity; potassium ion leak channel activity. The coding region runs from base 264 to 1448 and encodes 394 amino acids. Gene Ontology annotation, cellular component: plasma membrane.